AAGAACUGCAUCGAUCUGCUUGCCCUUUUUCCUCCUUUCUUCCCUUCUGCCCCAUCGCCUUGCCAGCGACCACGAAGCCGCCCAUCGACAAUCACCAGAACAGACGUGGCAAUAGCGACAGAAGAGAACAACAAAAGGCAUCGUACGCAUACUCGUUGCGAGGCCGACGUGUUGUUUUGUCAAUUCCUACCUGGACCAGCCCUGGGAAGUGCAAGGGGAGGUUAGGUCCGGUUCUUAGGCUGUUAUUUUCCCGUUCUUGGUACGCCUCAUAACUGUUGGCCUACCAAACCCUCUUUCCCGCUGAGCUAGUCUCUACAGCCACUCGCUUUCUCCUAUUCUCCUUGGGAAGCGCCGCCGCCCACGCGUCCGCCUCUCAAUCAAUCCUACGACGCUGAACACCCUCACAACGGACGACAUUCUUUUUCAACACGUUCUUUCAAACAAACUUUCUUUCCGCUCUAUCAAACUACGUGGUACCUGCACUGUGGGUUGGGGGACCAGGACCAACCGAAUUAAAAACAAGGUGUCGAUUGAGUCUGAACACUUGGAGGGAAUUGAAUUGAUCAAUCCCUGGCCCGACCGAACCGAUCGACACGGCUGGAGUCCCGUCCAACGAACGCCCGCUGCCAACUUUGUCGAUCGUCUUCUUGUCUCUUUUUUUCUCUUGCUGAACAUAGUUUCGGUUUUGUACACCUGUGAGCGAGGGCCUUUUCUGGCUCUUUCAACUAAAUCACGAUUAUCAUGGCCCAUCUCGCGAUGUCGGGUACGGUGCCCAUCGCUACCUUGCUUCGCCGAGACGCUCAGUGCCCUGAUUUCGUCUCGACCGAUUGUCCAGUACCAGGGCCUUGCAAUCUGCAGUGUGGUCAAGGACAGUCAUGUCAGAGGAAGAGUUCUAGCCCGUGCAACUGUGCAACAAACUUCUGCGGCGAGGAUCCCUCCUCCAUCACAUCGCCGAGUACGUCUCAGCAGCAGGUAUCUUCCAGCAGCAGUGGUCCUAGUGCAGGCGCAAUUGCCGGUGGUGUUAUAGGAGGUGUGGCUGCAAUAGGCUUGAUCACCUAUCUGGUCUGGAGGUUCUGCAUCAAGACCAAACGGGACCCGAUGGAGCGCGAAUCCUGGCUCGAAGAAAAGCGAAACGGUGAUCUGGAGGCCGACGAUGACAUGACAGCAAGGAGGACGCAUCGCUCGUCAACGCACACCUCUCACUCCGUCGCAUCCACCGUGCUCACUCGAGCCUCGAACAUCAUCCAGAUCGCAUAUAUCCCGGGUGUAACGAACAGGGCCACACCAACGUCACCAACACUACUUGUUCCCCCUGUCCCACCGAUCCCCAUCGCCGUCUCGCAGGCCAGCACACCUUCAGCCCCUGAAGACCAGCACUUCUUCAUGCCUAGCGACCUGCGACCUGAUUCGACCUACUCAGCCAUGACUGGUUACACCGACCGCACCUCAUUUGCACGUACCUCAUAUGCUCCCCGCUCAAGUAUUGCUUCCACAAUCUACGGAAAGAAUGCAGUAAUUGUAGCGCCGGCGCAGACUGGCAUGCGGGCCAAGCCAGCCAUGGUCUCUGUGAAGUCGGGCAGUGGGGCGAGCAGUGGCUCUAGCACCCCACCUGUUCCAGACAUCGAUUUCGAGAAGUACGGUACUGUCAGGCCGCCUAGCCCUGCAAACAGCACUUUCAGUGUCGGUUCAACCUUUUUGAACAACGCGAGCGCUCACACAGCCAUGGCCGCUCGACCUCAAGUCGUCCGUGUCGGGAGCGUUAGCAAGAAGUCCAGCAAUCUGGCCAGGACGAUAAGCACCGCUGAUUCCACACCGUCCUCCAUCAUGGCCGAAUCUCCAGGUCGUUCAUCAGCUGCCGGAAACGCCGAUCAAUCAUCCAAGACAGACCAAGGCCCUUUCGCUGACCCACCAAGGCCAUCCACAAACAGGAGUAACAAGGCCAUAAGUGCGGUCAUUCAGGAAGCCACCCGUCGUGCCUCUCAGCGAGACAUGACAACUGUGAGCAGGCCUGACAGGGAAAGAAGUCCAUUUGGCGAUGAACAUGUCGCAAGGGAUUGAUGAGAAAUGGCUUUUUGAUUAUUAGCGUGUUUUGUUUAUUCGUUGCCCGAGUCUUUUGAUGCUAGGCUCGUGUAGCUUUUUUCUUCUUCUAGUAUCUACUUCUAUCGAUAUCGACAGACCAUGUUUGGUGCUAUUUUAAGUCGUUUCGAUUUUAUGCCACUUACCUUUUUUUCUUUUAUCUUAUCUAUCUUGUUUCCUAUGUCGGGCUAUAGACGCCCUUUUUUUUGGAUCAUUGAGAUACCGUGAAGGACAGAAGCAUAUAUCUGCCUUCGAAAGUGGCGUAUUGGAUUGCCAGGGCAUAUAUAAAUCAAUACAGUCGCAGACCACUACUCACCCUGCCAAGUCAACCAACUAUGACUUCUGCUUUAUUGUUAUACUCGCACUCCACGAUUG
Messenger RNA from Pyricularia grisea, 2451 nucleotides. RefSeq lists its product as uncharacterized. Bases 742 to 2058 code for a protein of 438 amino acids. The transcript has 2 exons. The record is from RefSeq and is a predicted model, not a curated record. Lineage: Eukaryota; Fungi; Ascomycota; Sordariomycetes; Magnaporthales; Pyriculariaceae.